AAUUUUAAUUCUUUACAAACUUCAGAUUGCCUCCUUCAUCAUCUGUUCCAUAAUAGUCACAGUUACUAGCCUGAGGAAAGUUCAGGUGAUGAAAAACUCCACCAGCAGCCAGUUAUGAACUUGUAACACCAUGGAAGAAAAUGAGCUGGAGGAAAACAAGGAACACAGUUAUUUAUCAUCCACUUUCAGAUAUGCAUUGAAGGCUGGAAAAAGAAAAAAAAAACAUUACUGGAGUCUUUUACUUGAUACCAGUAUCAAACCAUUGGUUACUUUCACACAAGAUUCUCCCAGGAUGACUAGAUGAAGAGACGUGAGCAGUGUCGAUUGCUAUGGAACCAGUCCCCAACUGUAGUGACGUGUGUGGCUCCACAGACUGCAGCUUUGACCCAGGAAUUAACACAGAGGAAGGCUGGAAGGUGCUGCAGAAACUCUGCAAAAUUGCCAUCACAAGCUCAGUGAAUGAGUCCCGGAUCUCCCCGGCUCUCUGCUCUGUGAUUUGGGUAUUGCUGUCCUGUGGGAUACUGCUGGCAAUAUUCUUCUUAGCCUUCACUCUCAGAUUCAAAAGCAACAGGAUUGUGAAAAUGUCCAGCCCCAACCUCAAUGUGGUAACCUUGUUUGGAAGUGUUCUCACUUACAGCAGUGGCUUUAUGUUUGGGAUCGAAGAGAGCACAUUACUGCCAGGAACAGCCAUGAGAACACUGUUACAGGCACGGAUCUGGACUUUAUGCAUUGGAACCUCGCUUGUGCUUGGACCAAUCUUAGGAAAAACAUGGCGGCUUUACAAGGUGUUUACCCAGCGCAUGCCAGACAAGAGGGUGAUUAUUAAAGAUAUCCAGUUGAUGGGAUUGGUUGCUGGUUUAAUGCUGGUGGAUGUAGUUUUUCUGACAACCUGGGGCCUAACUGACCCAGUUCAUUGUAUGAAAUCUAUCAGCGCAGCACUAAGGGUGUCUAGCAGGGACGUUUCUUACUCCAUGUCAGACCUGGAGACCUGUGCUUCCGUGUACACUGAUGUGUGGAUUAUUCUUAUCUCUGUCCUCAAGGGGAGCCUUCUGCUGUACGGGACCUACUUGGCUGGGCUGACCAGUAAUGUGAGCUCUCCUCCUGUAAACCAGUCGCUCACCAUCAUGGCUGGGGUCUACCUCAUCACCCUGUCAGCUGGAGUUACCAUUCCUGUCACACGCUUCUUCUACACCUGGCCCAACCUGGUAUACAGCUUCAUCUCUGGGGCAAUCUUUAUCUGCACGCUGACAAUCAACUGUCUGGUAUUUAUACCUCAGCUGACCCAGCGGAAGCAGUUUGCAGAUGAACUGAAUCAAAGUCCAAGACAGAUGGCAAAGUACUUCAGCAGCCCCAGUAAAAGCAUCCAUUCUAUGUACAGCGAAGAGGAGAUUUACUGCUUGCUCGGAGAGAACAGCUCCAUGAAGAGGCUACUAACAGAGAAAAAUGCGGUGAUAGAAAGCUUGCAAGAACAAGUGAACAAUGCCAAGGACAAGCUUUUGAAGCUGAUGCCAGUGCACUGUGGCAAGGAUCACACAGAACUGAAUUCCACCACCAAGUCAAGCUUAGCAUUCACUCAGAUCACAGAGGUCAGACUUGAAGGCCAUAGCCAGGGAACAGAAGACCUGGAAAUUAUUGAAGAACUGUGUUCUUCAGACACACCUAGCAAUCUAGAAAGCAAACCUGCUCCACAGAAGGAUCUAAUAUUUACUUCAGUACUGGAGCAUAACAGAGACCAUUGUUCAAGUCAUGACUUGGGAUCGGUCAAUGUUAGGCAAUGUUGUGACUCCCCCAGUCAUAUAGAUACGGAGCUGCACCAGUUAGGUUCUAAACCUGUUUCCAAUCUUCAUCAGAACAUCAACCUUCAGAACAACAAAAUGGAGAAAGAUCUGCUGUUGACAUCCUCAGAUUCAGGCUCGGCACUGCAUAUGUCACCCAAAACUGUGGCACCUGAGAGCUCUGAUUCAACCAAGGAGCAGUUAACUGCAAAUAAGCACAACUACGUAAGCAGUGAGAAACUACAAGAGAUCUUACAGGAUCUUAGUAUAGAUGCGGUCAGCUCUUUAAGGUCACCAGCCAGGACAAGGAAAGAUGCAAACACUAUGCAAGAAGCUGACCCGUCAAGGAUGCAAAAGGAAUUCCAGUUUUACUUCCAAAGUAUUUCUCCAUACAUAAUGAGGAAAAGAAGGCCUCCGUUCAAUCCAAUGAGGGGGGGCCGUCCUCCAUAUUGUUUCCCUGGGUAUUUCCCUCCACAUGCGAGGUGUGUGGCAAGCAAUGAACUGGUAAGAAAACAUAAUAAUAUGGACACAAGGACUAAACCCAACAGUGAUGAUUUGCUUCCUCCAAAUACAGCUUCAAAGGACGUGGAUCAGCUUCCAACCACAAGCGAAGAUGAACCCUCUUCUUAUGGUUCACAGUUGGCAUCAGUGAGAAGGGCUAAGUGUGGUAAUAGGUGUGACUACCCUGGGGGCUACUCUGACUCUCACAAGGAGUCAGAACAAGCUUGUAUAUGUAGUAUUAAACCUUUCUCAGGGUUUAAUUCCAAAGGUUUACCAUGCAGGGAAUCAGAAAUAGAAGACCUGGAGCAGUCUCUCUAUGAUUAUUCAGACUCAGACUCGAGUAGCUCCGAGGAGGAUUUUUGUUACUACCACAAGCCGUACUACGACACUUAUUUUCAGGGACCGUAUGAAUCCACUGAGAGUAAUACCUCCAAAACAUCGGACAGUGAACUAGGUGGAUCUCCGGCUCACUGGGUUAAGGCCUACAGUAAGGCCCAUCCUGUUGUGAACUUUAAAGAGGACUUGAAACCAACUUUUGUAUAGACAUAUUUCCUAAAUGGCUUCUUCUGUGAUAGACAGCUUUACAAAAAAAAACAAAAAAAGAAUAAAUAUUUAAAAAGUAACUUGUCAAGAAUUUAGCUUUGUUACUGCGUAAGGUUAUAACAAACACAGGAAAAUCAUAGGACUGGGGGUUACAACACUGGACUAUAAUACUAUAGUAUUUUCAAGUGGUUCCUCCUAGCAGCAAAAGUUAAUAAGACCCACUAGCAUGCCUUUCAAUUUUUGUUAAAAUAUCCAUAGAGAUGCACUGUUUUGAAGGACAAGUGUUUCUUUGAUUGAGAACUGUACUUGAUGGAUAUAGAUUGAUUUUAGUGUUUGCAAAAUGCUGAUAGAGGUACAAACUUAAAUGUACUUUGAAAUAUAACUGUAAUGUUAUGUAACAUAGUGUUAAUAGCAGCUGUCAUUUAAUAGAGGUACAUCUAACUUAUUGCCUGUAGCACAUUAUUCCAGACUUGACAUGUCUUUAAAUGUAGAUGGGUUGUUUAACUUCCGAUAUUUUAUAGCUUGUAAAUAAAAACAGAGUUUAGUUGUUUUUCCAUGACCAAAUGUGUGUACGCUGCCUUAUAGGAGAAAGUUAGCUUUUUUGGCAUAAUGGUCAAUUAAAGGUGUUGUUCCUAAAGUUUUAAUUCCUAUAUUUAAAUUACCUUCAGUUUCACAUCUAACUUCUAAUACAUGUUCAGCACUUUUCAACAACAAACAUUUUGACUAUAAUAAAAUUCUACAAUAAAACAUGUUGGCUUUAUGUAAUGUAAACCAAAAACCCAUUUCAACACCGAAGUCAUUGAGAAAUACUUAUACAGUAGUCAAAAUGUUGAACAUCUCUGAAAGUACAACACUAGAAAAGCCUAUCCCAUGUUGGUCUGCACCUCUAUGUAUUCACACAUCCUGUGCCAGCAUGCGUUAUGGAAUCUGUGGGACAUGGGAGAAAGACACAGAGAUUAUUCCACAUGAAAAUAAUAUGGGCUUUAGAUUUUCAUUUCAUUUUGACCAGGAAUAUACUUGUCCAUUCUGUUAGAAACUAUAAACCCCAAAAUAGCAUGACAGGGACAGAAAUGUUUACUCACUAAGCAUUUUAUUAGUGUAUUCAAUAAUUGUGUUCUUUAGGAUCAAGUCCCUUCUUGUUGUACUUCAUUGUUGUAUCAAGAUAUUUUUUGUUCUUGAUCAUAAAGCUUUCUGUUAGAGAGCUGCAGCUGCAGUGUGUGUCUCCAUUUCCCUUCUGAAUUUGACCUUGUGACUGAAUCACAGUAGUUUAGUGCUUUUGUUCUGCUUUAUUAAAGUGAAUGGGAAUAAUAGUCCACUUGUGGUAUUAUAUAUUUUUAAACCAGUUCUUUGAAGCAGAUCUACUGUACACCCCUCAGUCUUGGUGUGUUGUGCAAGGUGGUUUUAUCUACUGUACUUUGUUCAACCCACUCAGGACCUUGGUGAAAGACCACUUUGACCCAUAAAAUGCCACUUGCCCACAACCCUAUAUGCAUGGCCUACUAAUAAAUAGAAUGCAAUGGUAUUAUUAAUAAACAAAGUCAGUUUAGCCGGAUGGCGUUUACAAGAACUAACAUGAUUGAUUACUGUACAUUGGAUUGUAUUGUUCUGUUGUAAGUUCCCAGAGUGAGUCAUUAUCUUCAGACACUUAUUUUUGUAAAAGCAGAAAAGAAUAGAGUGGGGGAAAUGUCCGUGUGAAGGCAUGGGUGUGAAAAAUAAA
This is a messenger RNA of Acipenser ruthenus (sterlet), 4536 nucleotides long. RefSeq names its product probable G-protein coupled receptor 156. Lineage: Eukaryota; Metazoa; Chordata; Actinopteri; Acipenseriformes; Acipenseridae. Gene Ontology annotation, cellular component: membrane; G protein-coupled receptor heterodimeric complex. The transcript has 10 exons. The record is from RefSeq and is a predicted model, not a curated record. Bases 330 to 2819 code for a protein of 829 amino acids. Gene Ontology annotation, molecular function: G protein-coupled GABA receptor activity. Gene Ontology annotation, biological process: G protein-coupled receptor signaling pathway; gamma-aminobutyric acid signaling pathway.